This is a messenger RNA of Meloidogyne enterolobii, 824 nucleotides long. Lineage: Eukaryota; Metazoa; Nematoda; Chromadorea; Rhabditida; Meloidogynidae. The record is from the annotation of a GenBank genome assembly.
UCUUCUUUUUAAAUCUUCUUUUUCUUUUUAAUUCGUCCAUGCUCAUUAUCUUCUUUUAUAUUUUAAUUUUAACUUGUUUUUCUUUUGUUUUUCCUCUUUUAAAGGAAUUUUUUAAAUUUUUUAUGGAAAUGAGUGAAAGUUAAUUAAAAUAUUUAAAUUUUAAAAUUAACAAUCAACCUUCAUAAAUUAAAAAAUUUAUUUUUAGAGAUAAAAAAUGUACAAAAUUUAUCGUUAAAAUGAAAAGAAUAACAAUUAUUUUAAUUAAUUUUGUUUUAUUUUUUAUUUCUUUAUUUUUAUUUUCUUUAUUAAUAAAUGCUGAAUUGAGUAAAAAUAACGAAAAAAUUUCUUGGAUUGUUGGUAAAUGGCGUUCAGAAUUUUCUGGAAAAGUUGUUUGGCCAAGUAUUCCAACAAUGACUUUUGGAGAAGAAUUAAAUAUACAAGAGGCUCCAAUGGCUGGAACUUCUGGGGUACAAUUCCUUAAUUGGAGUGCUCGUGCCUGGUCACAUUCCACAAAAGACCAUUUCCACGAUGAAUGGGGAUUUAUUACAGUAGAACCAAAUGGGAAUGCAACUUUAAUGACGGCAGGGAAUAACGGUUUUACUACUUAUGAAGUUGGAGAAGUGACUAGAAAUAAAAUGAUUUUAACUUUAAAAGAUAUUGGAAGGAUUUCAUUUUCGAGGGAUUUACCAGUAGAAGAUCUUCGGAGAACUUUUAUUAAACAUGAUGAUACCUAUAUGGAACAAAUUUUGGAAAUGAGAACAGCAACACACCCUAGACUAGGAUAUUUAGAACAUACAAGAGUUGUUUAUACAAAAAUUGUUUAG